AUGGCAAGCCGGACUGUCAGGAUGGCUCGGAUGAAGGGGCCUGUUCCCGGUUCUGCAACAGACCAGUGUCUGAACAGAAACCAGUGCAUCGAGGAGAAAUACCACUGCGACGGGGCUCAGCAGUGCUCGGAUGGGUCUGACGAGCUGGGCUGCUGGAAACCCACUGAAGAUUGUUCUUUACGUUGUGACAACAAGACCCGCUGUAUCCCCAAGCGCUGGCUGUGUGACGGCAAUGCAGACUGUUCUGACGAGAGAGAUGAACAAGGAUGCGGCAGCUCACAGACAUCUCACACUAGGAACGCGAGACAGCGUUUCCGCACUACCCUUGGGGGCCCUUUUCAACAGCAGAAUCCCCCUAAAUUCAUGCAGAAUGCAGCGCCCCAGAAUUUCGAUGCCAGAACGGCCAGUGCAUCUCGAACUCUCUGCGCUGCGAUGGGAACCAAGACUGCGUGGACCACUCUGAUGGGACGGCUGUCCUGGGACCUGGCCACUGCGGUGCCCGUUGGGGGAGGUGAAGUGCCGGGGGGGUGGAGAGUAUCGCUGACCGAGUCACUGUCCCCUCAGGACUGUGACCCGGAGGAGCUCCGCUGUGGCCCCAGGCAGUGGGCCUGUGCCGGCGGAGAGCAGUGUGUGCCUGGCGUGUGGCGCUGUGACGGGCAGAGAGACUGUGAGGAUGGCAGCGACGAAGCUGGGUGCCCCCCCAGGAAGUGCCAGAGCUCUGAGUUCCAGUGCCGCUCCCACGGCUGCCUCGCCCUCCGCCUGGUGUGUGACGGGAAGGAGGACUGUGCCGACGGCUCCGAUGAAGGUGGAACGUGCUCGCCGUCAGCAUGCCACCGAGCGCGGUGUCCCCACGCCUGCUACCAGUCCCCGCACGGGCCGGUAUGUGCUUGUGAGCAGGGCUUCGAGCUGGGGAGCAAUGGCCAGGUCCGCAAAGAUGUGGACGAGUGUGGGAAGCCGGGCAGUCAGCCUUGCAGUCAGACCUGUGUCAACACCCAGGGCUCCUACAGCUGCACGUGUCACCCUGGCUACUCGCUGGAGCCCGAUGGCCACACCUGUACUGAACCAAUCUUGCUGGUGGCGCUUCAGUUCAACCUCCUCCUCUAUGGCUUGAGGAGCUUGAAGGAAGACAUUCUGGCAACUGUAGACAAGAACGUGAUGAUUGUCUCUAUUGACUAUGACUUAGUGGGGCAGAAAGUCUUCUGGACUGAUCUCGGUGCAGAAAGCAUUAAGUGGAUAAGCAUGGACACAAAGAAGAAGGGGACCGUGGUGAAGGGGAUAAAGUCAGACUGUAUAGCGGUUGACUGGAUUGGGAGGAACCUCUACUGGGUGGAUGGGACAGCUGGCCGGAUUUUGGCAGUUCAGCUGACCGCUGUGUGGAGAGGAAAAUCCGAGCACACGAUUGUCCUGGAUGACUUGACUCAACCGCGGUCUUUGGCUUUAGAUCCCCUAAAUGGGUUAAUGUACUGGUCUGAAAUCGGAGGAGAACCUCAAAUAGAACAAGCUGGGAUGGAUGGUAGCAGCAGAAAAAUCCUCGUCAGUCAAGGUCUUGGCUGGCCAACCAGCAUAGCUCUCGACCAGUUGAGCUGGAAGAUAUUCUGGUCUGAUGACAAAUUUCACUGUAUUGGCUCUGCUAAUCUAGAUGGUACUGGUGUUCAUAUGUUGCAGCUAACGCAAAUCAAGCGCCCCUUUUCAGUCGCUGUGUUCGAAGAUGAAGUCUUCUGGUCUGAGAUGAAGACGAGAACAGUACAGCACAUGAAGAAGACCACAGGCAAGAACAGAGCUGUCCUCUUCAAGCGUUCCCAACAGCCUCAUGGACUCAAGGUCUACUGUAUAAUGCACAAAGUGCUCCAGCCCAAGUCUCCUAAUCCUUGUCUGGACUCUGGCUGUUCUCACUUGUGCCUUCUGAGCCCGCGAUCCAAGGGGAGCUGUCAUUGCCCAGUGGGACUCCUGCUGGCGGAUGAUGGCAUCACCUGUGUUCCGCUCGAGGAGUCUGCAUUUCUGUUCCUCGUGUUGCCCACAGUUAUCAUGCAGAUUUAUCUGAAAAAUCUAGAAGCUUUACUAGGACAACCAGCUUUACCAGAACAUAGGGAUACUUCCCUUUACCAGUGUGAAACAGCUUGCAUCCCUGGACUACAUAGUCCAGGAAAAGGCUUUCUACCUUUCAGAGUUGGAUAA
This is a messenger RNA of Callorhinus ursinus (northern fur seal), 2175 nucleotides long. Lineage: Eukaryota; Metazoa; Chordata; Mammalia; Carnivora; Otariidae. The record is from RefSeq and is a predicted model, not a curated record.